UCAGCCCGGCGGUCCGCCUCAUUCGCUGAGCAGGUCCAUGAAUUGUCACGGCGUUCCGGGAGGCUGCUGAGCCGGGGCGCCCGCCGGGCUUGUCGUGUCCUCUCUGAGGUGUCUGCGGAGCCUAGGUGCCCCGUCCGCUGAGGCGAGAGCGGUCUCCGAUUCGGGGCAACUUGAAAUUCAGGACCCGAAGCAGGGGCGCCGGUUUGCGAUCGCGACUCAGCGAGGAGGAUGGAAAUCCUGUAUGAAUGUGGAAGCCAUUAGCAGAGUAAUUGCUGUCUGUUACCAUGACAACGAGCCGCUGCAGUCACCUGCCCGAAGUGCUGCCAGACUGCACGAGCUCCGCUGCGCCCGUGGUGAAAACAGUGGAGGAGUGUGGCGGCCUAUCGAAUGGACAGCCGCAGUAUGUCAUGCAAGUUUCGGCCAAGGACGGGCAGCUGCUGUCAACAGUAGUGCGGACCCUUGCCACCCAGAGCCCCUUCAAUGACCGGCCGAUGUGCAGGAUCUGUCAUGAAGGCAGCAGCCAAGAGGACUUGCUCUCUCCCUGUGAAUGUACGGGGACCUUGGGGACAAUUCAUCGGAGCUGCCUGGAGCACUGGCUGUCGUCCUCAAACACCAGCUACUGUGAACUCUGCCACUUCAGGUUUGCGGUGGAGCGCAAACCCAGACCGUUGGUGGAGUGGCUCAGAAACCCAGGCCCCCAGCAUGAGAAGCGGACUCUGUUUGGAGACAUGGUGUGCUUCUUGUUCAUAACCCCGCUGGCCACCAUCUCGGGCUGGCUGUGCCUGCGGGGCGCCGUGGACCACCUGCACUUUAGUAGUCGGCUCGAAGCCGUUGGACUAAUUGCACUCACUGUCGCACUCUUCACUAUUUACCUCUUUUGGACACUAGUGUCAUUUAGGUACCACUGUCGAUUGUACAACGAAUGGCGUCGGACCAAUCAGAGGGUGAUUCUCCUCAUUCCAAAGUCAGUCAACAUACCUUCUAACCAACAGUCGCUGCUGGGCCUCCAUUCAGUCAAGAGGAACUCAAAGGAGACAAUUGUUUGACGCUCGUGUGGUCGAUCAGUUGCCUUCCCGUUCGGGGUUUGGAAGUUUCUGCACUGGGGCCGUGCACUGAGCCACCCCUCCCUUCAGCCCGUGGGUCUGAGAACAUCCGGAACCGCGGAAGCACAUCACCCAGGCCAACGAGCUCUGCCAGGAGAAAGCCAGUGCUGUUUUACUUCAAAUCACGGAUGCUGCGAUCAUAUGAUAUUUGCUAAGCUGCCAAACAUGUUUAUUGAGCAGAUACUGAAUGGAAUUUUUUGGACACCUCUUUAACAUAGGAGGAAGGUUUUCCUGCUGAGGAUGCACUUCAAUUCUUCCUUUUUUAUUACUAUUUCAAAUAUAUAUAUAUAUAUAUAUAUAUAUAUAUAUAUAUAUAUAUAUUAAACUUAGAUGAUAAUCAAAUGCGAAAAGCCAAUGUUAAAACUGCCCUCUUGGUUUGGAUGGGUUUUCUCUGGGUCAGGCUGUUUGCUUCCUGGUUUCCGCUGUAGAUUCUUUGGGAUGAUUUGAUACCUGGAGUGGUCUUUUUCCCCUCUCUCCUGUCCCUUACUUUAGGGGACAGCCUAAUACCUGCAGAACAUGUCGUAUUUGAAGGACAUUUUGUACUAAACUUCAUUUAAUUAUUCAGUUUUUAAAGGGAAGAAAAAGCCGUGGCAACUGUCCCUACAGUGAGCUGUUUAUUUAAAUCUCAUUAAGGAGAAAAAAUAUAUAUAUGGUGGGAAGCACGCUCCUUUCAACUUGUUUGGUACUGACAGCUGAUAGAGGCUAUUUUCUAAUAAUAAAUAUCCAGUGUGUGAAAGACAAACCCCA
This is a messenger RNA of Manis pentadactyla (Chinese pangolin), 1850 nucleotides long. RefSeq names its product membrane associated ring-CH-type finger 3 (gene MARCHF3). The transcript has 5 exons. The record is from RefSeq and is a predicted model, not a curated record. Bases 285 to 1046 code for a protein of 253 amino acids. Gene Ontology annotation, biological process: protein ubiquitination. NCBI's taxonomy places the organism in Eukaryota, Metazoa, Chordata, Mammalia, Pholidota, Manidae. Gene Ontology annotation, molecular function: zinc ion binding; ubiquitin-protein transferase activity.